Molecule: messenger RNA, 809 nt
Organism: Drosophila hydei
Lineage: Eukaryota; Metazoa; Arthropoda; Insecta; Diptera; Drosophilidae
Product: protein D2
Exons: 2
Coding region: 49-711 (220 amino acids)
Source: RefSeq, a predicted model, not a curated record
AAGCGCUGCCAGCGCCAGAUAUCGGCCAGUAUUGAUGCUGAAAUCGAAAUGUGGACCAAUUGCACACGCUUGCUCUGCCUCUGGCUGUGCCUCAACAUAGCCCGCUGCGUGCCAGACACUGGCAAGAUACGGGACACAGAUGUCAGCAAGUUCUUCAGGCACUUGGAUGUUAUACCGGACUUAAUAUCUGUCGGACCACAAGACUUUCUCAACGUCACAUAUCCGGGUAACAUACGUGCUGAUCGUGGCGUCCAGCUGCAGGCCUUGCAGGUGCGGGAUGAGCCGCAGGUGAAUUGGAUCGCUGGCACGGAUAAUUAUUAUGCGCUUAUACUGACCGAUCCGGAUGUGCCAGGAAUAAUGCCACAGAUCAACGAGUAUCUGCACUGGCUGAUCGUCAAUAUACCCGGGAACCAAAUGCACCUUGGCGAUGUGCGCGUUGGCUAUGUCGGUGCCACGCCCGCCAAGAGCAGCGGCCUGCAUCGCUAUGUGUUUCUGUUGUAUAAGCAGCCGGAUUAUCUAAAGUUCGAAAUGGAGCAUGUGCCCAAGCAUAGCGAUCAGGGCCGUACCAACUUCAGCACCCGAGCAUUUGUUAAGAAAUAUGAUUUGGGCUUCCCUUUGGCUGGCAAUUUCUUUACCAGCGAAUGGAGCACAGACGUGCCCGUGCUGCACAAGGCCAACUUUGAGUCUAGCGGGAAACCGCUCUCUUUUUAGGUAAUCAACAAGCCGAGCAACGAGCUGUGGCCGGUUUUUAAUCGGAUUGCCAAAGAAAUGCAUAAAUUAAGUUCAAGCUAAACUACGAAUUCAGCUAA